AUGCUGCUAGACUUCCUGAUUUGCCGCCAGCCCCUCUACCUCGCGCACAUCACCAUGCCGCUCGCCUACUCGCUCUCCUACCUCGUCUUCUCUGCAAUCUACUAUGCCGCAGGAGGCACGUACCACCGGGACCGCACCUCGCGGUACAUUUACGACGUGCUGGAUUGGUCGAGCCCAUCUGGCCCGAGCACGCUCUCCGCGCUGAUUGUCUUGCUCGUCGUCCCCUUUCUGUACCUCAUCUUCAUCGUUCUGUACGCUUGGCGCCUAAAGUGCUCACGCAGCGCCGGCGUCGGGCCCGCGAAGCAGACCGCGCCUGACAGCGCUGACGUCGGCAACUCUCUGGCAUGA
This is a messenger RNA of Emiliania huxleyi CCMP1516, 348 nucleotides long. RefSeq lists its product as hypothetical. The transcript has 3 exons. The coding region runs from base 1 to 348 and encodes 115 amino acids. The record is from RefSeq and is a predicted model, not a curated record. NCBI's taxonomy places the organism in Eukaryota, Haptophyta, Isochrysidales, Noelaerhabdaceae. Gene Ontology annotation, cellular component: membrane.